This is a messenger RNA of Odobenus rosmarus divergens (Pacific walrus), 906 nucleotides long. It is a transcript of the gene CD80, whose product is annotated as CD80 molecule. Gene Ontology annotation, biological process: immune response; T cell costimulation; cell surface receptor signaling pathway. Bases 1 to 906 code for a protein of 301 amino acids. The transcript is spliced from 6 exons. Gene Ontology annotation, cellular component: external side of plasma membrane. Gene Ontology annotation, molecular function: coreceptor activity. The record is from RefSeq and is a predicted model, not a curated record. Lineage: Eukaryota; Metazoa; Chordata; Mammalia; Carnivora; Odobenidae.
AUGGAUCACCCAGCGAAGUGGAGAACACCACUACUCGAGCAUCUGUAUCUCAAGCUCUUUCAGUUCUUGAUGCUAACUAGUCCUUUUUACUUCUGUUCAGGCAUCAUCCAGGUGAACAAGACAGUGAAAGAAGUAGCAGUACUAUCCUGUGAUUACAACAUUUCCACUGAAGAACUGAUGAAAGUUCGAAUCUAUUGGCAAAAGGAUGAUGAAAUGGUGUUGGCCAUCAUGUCUGGAAAAGAGCAAGUGUGGUCCAAGUAUGAGAAUCGCACCUUCACUGACUUCACCAAGAACCUCUCCAUUGUGAUCCUGGCUCUGCGCCUGUCGGACAAUGGCAAAUACACCUGUAUCGUUCAAAAGAUUGAAAAAGGCUCUUACAAAGUGAAACACAUGACUUCGGUGAUGUUAUUGGUCAGAGCUGACUUCCCUGUCCCUAGUAUAACUGACCUUGGAAAUCCAUCCCGUAACAUCAAAAGGAUAAUGUGUUCAACCUCUGGAGGUUUUCCAAAGCCUCACCUCUCCUGGUUAGAAAAUGAAGAAGAAUUAAAUGCCAUCAACACAACAGUUUCCCAAGAUCCUGAAACUGAGCUCUACACUAUCAGCAGUGAACUGGAUUUCAAUAUAACAAACAACCAUAGCUUUGUGUGUCUUGUCAAGUAUGGAGACUUAGCAGUAUCACAGAUCUUCAACUGGCAAAAAUCCGUUGAGCCACCCCCUCCUGAUAAUUCACUCCCACUCUGGGUCAUCUUAGUAGUAAGUGGGAUUUUUGUGAUCACUGUCAUUAAAGGAAGCUGCUUAGCCUGCAGACUUGCUGCAAGAUGUAGAAGGAGAACAAGGAAUGAGGAGGGCAUGGACAUGGAAAAGAUCACUCCUAUCUACAUAGGAUCUGCCCAAGCAUCCGUAUGA